UCUGAGCAAUAGGCGUGUUACUGAGAGUGUUGGAGAUGGAUAGAAGGGAUUUAUUAUAAUCCACAGGUCAUCUGCCCUAGGUCUGUAAUGCGUCACUCCUUCUGAUACUAUGCCUGAGUGGAUUACUAGUGUUCACUACUUCACUCUCACUACUAAGGUCCACUCUGAAUUUCACUUUCAACGUGGCUUUCCAGUUCAGUGUUACGAAAUGUCUCAUAGGGGGAACAUCACUGGAUUUAAGAGACCUUAGUGUUGUACUAAAAUGGACAUUGGGCCUUUUGGGGAAUGGACAGCGUUUGAGGGAUAGUGGAUCUGCUGGAGAAGGCAUCUUGCAAUGCUCCGGCAGCUUUACCAGCUUCACAGUUCACUGCAUGAGUGGGCAUCAACCUAUCUGACAACCCCAGUCCUCACAGAAGCCAAGUUCCUCUCCCCUCCCCAUGGAGCCUGGCUACUGUGGUUCCUGCUGGCAUCCCUAAGUGUGCCCUGUGCGGCUAGAUCUACUUCUACUGUGUUCAAGGUAGGGGUAGUUGGACCGUGGAAAUGUGACCCUCUGUUUGCGAAGGCACUGCCCCAGACAGCAGCGCAGCUAGCUGUGGAGAGGAUCAACAAUGACCCCUCACUGUCCCUGGGCACCACCUUUGAGUAUGUCAUCAUUGACGAGGACUGCCAGACAUCCAUGGCACUCAAGGGUUUCUUAGGUCACUACGCACGGGCUAAUGCCUUCCUGGGCCCUGUCAACCCUGGCUACUGUGAUGCAGCCUCUUUACUGGCCAACAACUGGAACAAGGCCCUGUUCUCUUGGACCUGUGUGAACUACGAGCUGGACGACCGAAGUAGGCACCUUACUUUUGCCCGCACGGUGCCCUCGCCCACCUGGGUGCUGCUCAGCCUGGUGAGACACUUCCGCUGGGCACACAUAGGGAUCAUCUCCUCGGCUGAGGAUGUGUGGGUGGACACAGGCAGCAAGGUCGCUGACGCUCUGCGGAGCUACGGCCUCCCUGUCACCACCGUGGUCUCCACAGACAAGGACCCUGUCAGCAUACGACUGGCUCUGACUAGGGUCAAGAGGGCAGAAAACAUCCGCAUGGUGAUCCUCUGCAUGCACUCUGUGCUGAUUGGAGGACACAUCCAGAGGUUGCUGUUGGAGACUGCUCUGGACAUGCACCUGACGGACGGUUCCCUGGUGUUCAUCCCCUACGACACACUGCUCUACAGCCUGCCCUACAGGGAUGUCCGCUACCCAGCCCUCAUCAACAACGGCAAGCUGCGGAGAGCAUACGACGCUGUCCUGACCGUCACCAUGGACUCAGAGGAGAACUCAUUCUACAAGGCCUACCAGAAGACUGUGAAUGUUGGGGGGGUUCCCAGACACAUCAAGCUCCACCAGAUUUCUCCUCUGUUUGGUACCAUCUACAGCUCGAUCCUCUUCAUGGCUAACGCUCUGCAGAAUGUUCGUGAUGCUGGGGAGUGGAGGUCUGGAGCCAACCUGGUGCGCCACUCCAGGAACAUGGCUUUCUAUGGCUUCAGCCAGCGUGUCCGCACCAACGGUUCCGGGGCCAGCUUGUUGAAGUAUGUGGUGCUGGACACAGAUGGGCAGUCCUGGCCUCUGCUGCCCACCCACUGUGUGGACCUGGAGGCUGGGAUGGUGAUGUCUCUGGGCCGCAGCAUCCACUUCCCAGGGGGGGUCCAGCCCAGCCCAGACUCUAGCUGCUGGUUCAUUCCAGGCACCUUAUGCACGGGAGGAGGAGUGGAUCCAUUCCAUCUUAUCAUAGUCUUCCUGUGUAUCAUUUUGACUAGUAUCUUCUCAAGUGGACUCUACUACUGUAUAAGGAGGCGUAUCAACCAGAUUAGUUUAGUCAGGGGCCCUGACAAGAUCAUGCUAACCCUGGCAGAUGUGAUCUUCAUCAACCCCUCACUCAGUAAUAAGAAGCUAAGUUUAGAUGAGAGCAAAGUGGGUGAUAUGCGUAGGAAACCCUCAGACACGGAUCGUCAGAGCCUCUCUACUCCCUUCUCUGACUCCACCGUCACCCCGGCAACCUAUGCAAACUCCAACAUAGCCAUCUUUGAGGGAGACUGGGCUUGGAUGAAAAGACUCCCGUCUGGAAACUUUAAAGCCAUUACUCCCCAGACCAGUGACGUCUUUGAGUUGAUGAAGGACAUACGACACGAGAACGUCAACCUCUUCCUGGGGUUUUUCCUUGACUGUGGUGUUUUCGGCAUCAUGACAGAGUAUUGCUCACGUAGCAGCUUGCAGGACUUGCUAAGCAAUAGUGACGUUAAGCUGGACUGGAUGUUUAAGACCUCCCUGUUAUUGGACCUUAUCAAGGGCAUGAAGUACCUCCACCACCGGGGUGUUUGGCAUGGACGACUCAAGUCUCGGAACUGCGUAGUGGACGGCCGCUUUGUGCUCAAGCUCACAGACUACGGCUACAACAAGAUUUUGAUGGCACAAAGAUUCCCAUAUGAAGAUCCCUCCGCAGAAGAGCUGCUGUGGACGGCCCCUGAGAUCCUACGGAGCCCUCACCCAGGGCUGUGCGGCACCCAGCUUGGGGACGUCUACAGCUUCGCCAUCAUCGUGCAGGAGGUGGUGCUGCGGGGACCUCCCUUCUGUAUGCUGGACCUGUCUGCUGAAGAUGUCAUCCAGAAGGUGAGGAGUUCUCCACCACUGUGCCGCCCUGUGGUAUCACCAGACCACGCCCCCCUGGAGUGUAUCCAGCUGAUGAAACAGUGCUGGAACGAACAGGCAGAUAGGCGGCCGCACUUCAAUGACAUCUUUGACCAGUUUAAGAACAUCAACAAAGGGAGGAAGACCAACAUUAUAGACUCCAUGCUGCGGAUGCUGGAGCAGUACUCCUCUAACCUGGAGGAGCUGAUCAGAGAGAGGACCGAGGAGUUGGAGAUAGAGAAACUGAAGACUGAGAAACUACUCACUCAGAUGCUGCCUCCAUCUGUUGCAGACGUCCUGAAGGUUGGCGGUACUGUGGAACCAGAGCAUUUUGAAAAUGUAACCCUUUACUUCAGCGACAUAGUAGGUUUUACCACAAUCUCUGCCAACAGCGAGCCUAUCGAAGUGGUGGACCUCCUCAAUGACCUAUAUACUCUAUUUGAUGCCAUCAUUGGCAAUCAUGAUGUAUACAAGGUGGAGACAAUAGGAGAUGCAUACAUGGUGGCGUCCGGCCUACCUGUUCCCAAUGGAGACCGUCAUGCUGCAGAGAUAUCCAGCAUGGCCCUGGACAUCCUGAGUGCUGUUGGCACCUUCAAGAUGAGACACAUGCCGGAUGUACCCGUUCGCAUACGCAUUGGACUGCACUCAGGCCCAUGUGUUGCUGGGGUGGUAGGCCUCACCAUGCCCAGGUACUGUCUGUUUGGUGACACAGUCAACACUGCCUCCAGGAUGGAAUCCACAGGAAUGCCAUACCGAAUCCAUUUGAGCCAUAGCACAGCAAAGAUCCUGGUGGAUCUGAGAGAAGGCUACCAGGUUCAACUUCGUGGAAAGACAGAGCUCAAGGGGAAAGGAAUGGAGGAGACCUACUGGCUGGUUGGAAGGGACAGUUUCACCAAACCCCUGCCUGUGCCACCUGAGCUUAAGUCAGGGAAAAUGGCUCAUGGCUUGCAGAUGGAGGAGAUCAACCGACACAAGCGGAAGAAAGCAGAACAACAACUUGCCAAGAAGAAUAAAUGAUAACGAAGACAGCGAAGGACUUAAAGCAUCUCCUGCAGAAAGUGGUGAGGAGGCUCUUCACUGUGCGGACAGUGACUCUGACUCUGGCAGCAGGUUUGGACGAGGACAAUGUGAUGAUGCAUCAUCACUGAAAUGGUUCUUUGCAAGAAACACCUCUAGUGAAACCUGGAAACUCUCUCUCCACUUGUGUUUGCCAUUUUGACAAUCAAGGACUUUUUUUUUUUUUACAACCAUGGCUCCAUACACUUCCUAUAGAAAUGAGAGUUUGAAAAGUCAUUGCCACAGACCAUAGCAUGUUGUGCAUAAGCAGGAAAGGGACAAAGGUAUAUGUAAAGAUAUGAGCAUCUACUAAUCAAUGGAAGUUUUUAGAAAUAGACAAUGCCUCAUUAGGACAUGGUGAGUUUGCAUUACCUUACACCAUACAAUUGGCAUCAGUGGACAUAAUACUACAUCACAAUAUACUGUAGAGAUUAUUCUACAAUCAUCAUAAGAAGCCCUUCAAAGAGGAAUUUGUCUCUGGAGAAGGAGCUAUAAAUAGCAAAUGGGAUUUCGUCACUGAACCGUUAAGGUAUCACAUUUUCUCAUCCACCCCUCACCCCAGUUGUCCAUUUCUUCAAGCAGACAGCAAGUAGAAGAUGAGUCACUGGUACAGGAGGGAGAAAACACUCUCUACAGUGAUUCUCAGUGGAAAGAAAAACAAUGUUUUGACCCAGUUGCAUGAUUUAGCCUACAAUCUCUUAUUCAUCUCGAGAGCAUGUGUUCUUCUCCUGUGCUCAAACAAACAAACAAACUGUGGGGCAAAUAUCUAAUAACAUACAAGAGUUAUAUAAGGGUUGUACAUGUCUGUAGUAUGUAUUUACCUGUUCAUCUGUAAAUAUGAUAGAGUAUUGCAACGAGAAAAUGAAUCUACGUUUCAUGGCCCACUAUGCAGCUGUAGCCGUCUCUAGCCGAUCCUGCUGAGCCAUCUGAAAUGCUUCUCUAUAGGUUGUUUCCUUGAGACGAGGAAACAGUGGUUUUACCUAUCUAUCAUCAUCGUCUGCAUCUCAAAAUAAAUGGAAUUUUAAUUGCCAAUGGUUGGUUUUGUCACACAGUGCUUGAGAUGGUGGGCCCUGCACAUACAAUAUCUGGUGAUGCAACAAUACAAUAAAAGGCUGUGUAGAGGAAGAAAU
Oncorhynchus keta (chum salmon) is the source of this 4851-nucleotide messenger RNA. Its product is annotated as retinal guanylyl cyclase 2. Bases 335 to 3682 code for a protein of 1115 amino acids. The record is from RefSeq and is a predicted model, not a curated record. Gene Ontology annotation, biological process: receptor guanylyl cyclase signaling pathway; intracellular signal transduction; protein phosphorylation. Lineage: Eukaryota; Metazoa; Chordata; Actinopteri; Salmoniformes; Salmonidae. The transcript is spliced from 20 exons. Gene Ontology annotation, molecular function: protein kinase activity; ATP binding; peptide receptor activity.